AUGGACGCUAUAACAUUCCGCUUGGCAGAGCCUGACGACUUCGAUGAAAUCGUUAAACUUUCUAAAGGAAUCUAUGAAGGACACGACUAUCUACCGUUAAAGUUUCACAAGUGGCUUCAAACAAACAAUAUGGCCGUCAUUCUGGCUCAUUCCAGCGACAACAAACUGAUUGGUUUAGUGGCAUACUCCAUUGUCGACGAUCAUCAAACAUUUGUUCGCCGCGCAGAACGCAUUCAUCAAGAUCUUCGUGGCCAGGGUCUUGCCAGAAAGCUCAGGGAAUAUGCGAGAAACCAUGCCAGACAGCGCUUUCCAAACCUAACACGAGUACGAUUUACGACCAAAAGUGAGAAUGUGAAUUCUCAGCAUCAUAGAAAACUCCAGGAAUGGAAUAUUCUUGCAUAUGAGGUUGAGAUAAAAUACUGCAGGCAGGCGCCAGCGCCCAUGAAAAAAUCGGUCGAGAUCAAAUCAUACUCACGUGAAUAUUUCACGGAUAUUAUUCUUCCUAGCCUCGGAAGAGCAAAACUUUUUCCUCGAGAUGUCAUCGUCGUGAAUUGGUUUCCUUUUGAACCUCUCCGAUCGAAUAUCGAUCAAAUUUUGGAAGAUAGAAACGAACUUUUUGGCGAAGAUUGCGGCGAUGAUUCUAUGCCUCGAUCGUUCAGUUUUGGAACUUAUUUGCCGACAGAGAAGUUCUUAGAUUGGCAAGCUGUGAUUUAUACAGAUGACCCUGCUCUUUAUGAAGCUCAUCUUUUAUGUCAAUUCAAGCGUGCAUGCGAAUUCAUUAGCAGCGAUUUUGUUUUCGUGUCUCUUCAUGACAAGAGCUGGACUGAACUCACUAAAAACGUGAUGGAGGAACAACUACAGUUAAAAGUUCAUGGAUUAAAAGGGACGAUGUAUCUAUAUGAGAAAGAUUUAACGAGCUAA
This is a messenger RNA of Pocillopora meandrina, 921 nucleotides long. The record is from the annotation of a GenBank genome assembly. NCBI's taxonomy places the organism in Eukaryota, Metazoa, Cnidaria, Anthozoa, Scleractinia, Pocilloporidae.